AUGGUCACAGUAGAAGAUCAUUCAAAUUCCGAAUACAGUCAAAACAUCAGGCGAAUAUGUUCUCGAACCUUAGACCUCCCACCCAGUUGUUUAGAAUUUCUCCCUUCGGGCAGCUCUUCUAGAAAAACGAUAGAAAAUCCGCAUGACUAUUUUGUCGUCGGGACAUAUCAUUUGCAAACGAGCUCAACCGAAGUAACAAGUUCGGAUAACAUUGCUGCUGAUGAUGAAGAUGAAGAACCGAUUCCUUCUGCACCAAAGCCCCAAGAGAGAGAUGGCAGCUUGAGUUUAUUUCGGUUUCGAGAUGAGAAAUUGGACCUUAUCGACAAGAUCCCAUUUCCCGCCGGGAUUUUAGACUUACAUUUUCUACUUGGACGACAGACGUUUGCUGUUGCUUCUAGUGUCGGCACCAUCUCAUUCUACGAUUUCCAAACUCAGGUUCCUUCCGCGGGAAGUCCUGCAAAUUUAACAUUCCAUCAUAUCGCAACUCACCAAGUUUUCUCAGCAUCUGAGCUCGUACUUUCAAUUACUUUCAUACCAAACAACCCAUCACUACUCCUAGCAACCCUCAACACGGGCGAAGUCUACCUUAUCCACUUUCCAAGCUCAGAUUUCUCAACAUACACCCUCUUGAAUGACGAACUCCCACUCUCCACCCACGGCGCAGAAGCUUGGAUCUCUGCCGUCUGUCCAACACUCCAACACAUUUACACAGGCGGCGACGAUGCCGAACUACGUAUCCACGACAUCCACCUUCAAGAAGUCCCAACAAGCGACCUCUCGAUAACUCUAUCGUCAAAACCCCGCGGUCACGACGCGGGUGUGACAGCCAUUCUCCCGCUUCCUGGUCUGAAAGAUAGAAUGUUCUUCACAGGCAGCUACGACGAUCACGUCCGUCUCUACGCCAUCCAACCCAACGGCUACGCGAAGCUCAUUACUGAGAAAUAUCUCGGGGGCGGUGUAUGGCGUCUGAAACUCUUGGACGAAGAAAAGCUUGAGGACAGACCGAAAUUCAGGCUCUUAGCAUCUUGUAUGCAUGCUGGUGCUAAGAUUCUAGAGGUCGCGCAUCAUGGGGAGGAGUGGAGUAUUGAAGAGGUAGCCUGGAAUAAGGAGCACAAGAGCAUGAAUUAUGCUUCUGAUGUGCAGAGACUGGUGGAUGGGGAUCAGAACUCGAAGCGAAUAUGUGUCAGCAGUAGUUUUUACGAUAAACUGCUUGUGGUGUGGGAGUUUGAUCCGCUUGUCAAAGCGACAAGUCAGUAA
Glarea lozoyensis ATCC 20868 is the source of this 1257-nucleotide messenger RNA. RefSeq names its product Putative isomerase YbhE. Gene Ontology annotation, molecular function: protein binding. The transcript is spliced from 2 exons. Lineage: Eukaryota; Fungi; Ascomycota; Leotiomycetes; Helotiales; Helotiaceae. Bases 1 to 1257 code for a protein of 418 amino acids. The record is from RefSeq and is a predicted model, not a curated record.